UAGUGUAUUUAAGGCCCAACCCAGGCUAUAGGGAGAAGUGGCCCUGACACGGCCCAGCCAUGGGGGACACCUUCAUUCGCCAUAUCGCCCUCCUGGGCUUCGAGAAGCGCUUCGUUCCCAGCCAGCACUAUGUGUACAUGUUCCUGGUUAAGUGGCAGGACCUGUCGGAGAAGGUGGUCUACAGAAAAUUCACUGAGAUCUACGAGUUCCAUAAAAUGCUAAAGGAGAUGUUCCCCAUCGAGGCUGGCGAGAUCCACACAGAGAACAGAGUCAUCCCGCACCUCCCGGCACCCAGGUGGUUUGAUGGGCAGCGAGCUGCUGAGAACCGCCAGGGCACGCUCACUGAGUACUUCAAUGGCCUCAUGGGACUGCCCGUGAAGAUCUCUCGCUGCCAACACCUGUUGGACUUCUUCAAAGUGCGGCCUGAUGACCUGAAGCUGCCCACUGACAGCCAGGUGAAGAAGCCAGAGACGUACCUGAUGCCCAAAGAUGGCAAGAAUAACGUAGCUGACAUCACAGGCCCCAUCAUCCUUCAGACCUAUCGGGCCAUCGCUGACUAUGAGAAGAGUUCAAAAACGGAGAUGACCGUGGCAACUGGAGAUGUGGUGGACGUCGUGGAGAAAAGCGAGAGUGGCUGGUGGUUCUGUCAGAUGAAAACAAAACGAGGUUGGGUUCCUGCAUCUUAUCUGGAGCCCCUUGACAGUCCCGACGAGUUGGAGGAUCCGGAUCCCAACUACGCAGGUGAGCUAUAUGUAACCAUCAAAGCCCUCCGGCUCUGUGCACACACCCCUCGGGACUGCCUGAGCCUCCAAUGUGACCCAUCUUGCAGGAAAGGGGAUACCACCGGCUACUACCCAUCCAUGUAUCUGCAGAAGGCUGGGGAGGAGAUAACCCAGGCCCAGCGACAGAUCAGAAGCCGUGGGGCACCACCUCGCAGGUCCACCAUCCGCAACGCACAGAGCAUCCACCAGCGUUCUCGGAAGCGCCUCAGCCAGGACACCUAUCGCCGCAACAGCGUCCGAUUCCAGCAGCAGCGCAGACGCCUGGCACGACCCGGGCCGCAGAGCACGGAUGGCAUAAAGGGCAAUCCAUUGACUCCACGCGCCAAACCACAGCCCGCGGUGCCUCCACGGCCCAGCUCGGAUCUCAUUCUGCACCGCUGUACAGAGAGCACCAAGCGGAAGCUGACAUCCGCUGUGUGAGGGGCGGCGGCCCUAGAAGGCGUCCUAUCUCUAUCCUUGUAUAUACUUGUAUAUAGCCUUAGGUCAGAGGCUCCUCCUCUGCCUUAAGGUUUGGUUGAA
Mastomys coucha (southern multimammate mouse) is the source of this 1301-nucleotide messenger RNA. RefSeq names its product neutrophil cytosolic factor 1 (gene Ncf1). The transcript is spliced from 11 exons. NCBI's taxonomy places the organism in Eukaryota, Metazoa, Chordata, Mammalia, Rodentia, Muridae. The record is from RefSeq and is a predicted model, not a curated record. Gene Ontology annotation, biological process: respiratory burst; superoxide anion generation. Bases 60 to 1202 code for a protein of 380 amino acids. Gene Ontology annotation, cellular component: cytoplasm; NADPH oxidase complex. Gene Ontology annotation, molecular function: protein binding; phosphatidylinositol binding; superoxide-generating NADPH oxidase activator activity.